UUUAGCUCCCUGGAUCCUCAGUUCUCAAUGUGUUCCUUGUACAUUAAAGCAAGGAAUGUCGUCUGCAACAACUUUGAAGAAUAGUGGUUAAUUUUCAUUCCAUACAUUCUAAAUGGGUAAUAUUGUAUAAUUUUGAGAAUGACUGAAAAGGAAAAGGAAAAACAAGGUCAAGAAGGAACAGAAGACAUUUUCAGAGAGUUGUGCAUAUGCAAUGGAUUGCCAUAUGAGAAGAUUGCUUUGGAAGGAUCAAAAGUCACCAAACUGGAGAUGUUUUUCUCAGGAUAUUCUCAAAUGGUGGGACUGUUGUAUUUUCCAAAUCUGGUCAUUCUGACAUUAGUGAAGCAGGAUAUUAAACGGAUUGAAGGUUUGGAAGCAUGUCCUUUCCUUAUUGAACUUUGGAUUAUUGAAUCCCAAUUAACGGAGAUUGAGGGAUUAGAGUGUUGUACUAAUCUCCGAAGGCUUUACUUAUAUUACAAUCAUAUCAAUGAGAUCAAAAAUCUAGAAAGCCUAGAGAAGUUGGAAAUUCUUUGGUUGAACAAUAAUAACAUUAAAGCCAUCAAGGGACUAAACACACUAAAACAUCUGAAAGAACUCAAUCUCGCUGCUAAUUCAAUUGAAAAGAUUGGUUCCUGCUUGGACUCUAAUAUUCAACUGGAACGACUCAAUCUUUCAGGAAACCGAAUAAGCUCCUUUAAGGAACUCACUAAUUUAUCCAGACUGCCUCUGCUUCAAAUGCUAAGCUUGAAGGAUCCUCAGUAUAAUCCAAACCCAAUCUCCCUCCUCUGUAACUACUCAACGCACGUAAUUUACCAUAUUCCACAGCUUCGAUGGCUGGACACAUAUGAUGUAUCCAGCAAGCAGAUCAAAGAAUUUGCUGAGUCUACUGUGUUAAAGAAAAUAAUGUAUUAUAACAUGCGUGUGAAAACAAUCCAACAACUGAUGUCAGAUGUGCUGGAAAAGCUGCAGAAACAGAAGUCUGUUUCACACCGCAUACCCGAAGAGCGAAUAAAAACUAUCAGCCUCUGCAUAAAAAAUCUGGAAUGUGAAUUGACUGAGCUUCAGUUGACUAAACACCAAAAUCCUCCGAUGGCCUCCGGGAAUUGUUUGAAGAAUAACGAAAAGAAGGAGCAGCAGCACGACAGUAACAGUGUGUUUGUGGAUGGCUGGGAUGAUGCUACCCUGGAGCAAAAAUGUUGCCACAAACUGGAUGCUCUAAGAGAGAGACUGAAAGUUUGGAACAAAAAAUUUGAUGAAAAUGAAACCAGUUAUGAGAAGGAAGUGAAACAAACCAUGGAAAACCACGAUUUCAGCAUUCAAUACUUGUUAAUUGAGCUGGAAACUGUAGGGAAUGUUCGUUUUGAAGAAGGCACACCCUCGGAUAUGUGGUACUCUUCCUGCCAUGAUGUAAUCUCAUCCCGUUUCUGUAUCUGGGAUUUCAAAACACUUGGAGUGACUGAGCUAAAAAUAAAUCGCAUUGUCCGAGUUCACAAUCGAAUUUUAAGGCUAAAAUACGAGGAAAAAAUUCAUGCUCUUCUGAACAAAGAUGGAACAUCAAACAUGUCACGAAAUUACAAAAAGCUACUGGAGUACUUGUUUUAUGUAUUUGAUCCACAACAUUCCAGUGGAAUGAAUGAAAUACUGCAUAUUCUUGAGGAUGGCUUCAAAAGUGGAGAAGCAUAUAAGCUUUUAGGUCGCGAUGAGGCAGUUCCCCUUUCUAACAGCAUAAGCCUGUGUGACUAUCCCAGAAUUGAAUAUCUGAAGCGACAAGCUGAAGUCCAGAGUAAAAAUUAUACUGAUCCAGUACCGUUCAAAUAUGGUCAGAUUGUUAUUGCCAAAGUCUUCCUUGGACACAGUGUUCAGACCCAGGACUCUGGAAUGAUUUUACAGAAAAACUAUCCUAAGACAAAUUCAGUCUAUAGGCCUCGGAAAAUGGAGAAACCAGAAUCCACCUCUACCUUAAAACUGCACAGUGGCUGUGACUGCAGUCUGCGCCAAUAUGAAUGGUUCAUAUUUGACCAUGAGCUUGUUGUGCCCGAAUAUGUCAUCAACUUUGAAUACAUAACACCGGACAACCCACAGCUAUUUGUUUCUACAUUUUCUGAAAAUAACACAUCUCAAAGGAACUCAGCUAAACUGGAAGCACUAAACUCGCGCCAUGCCAAGGCUGUGGAUGAAGAGAUUGUAAACAUGGAGCCCAUUAUGAAACCACGACCUAAAGUCAUAAGCCUGGAUGAGAAGACAAUGCUUUCUAUUGCUAAGGCUGCUGUGUUGAGUCAGAUCACAGUUCUGUCCUUACACGGAAAUAGUCUGAGUAAGUUGAAAGGCAUAUCCAAACUGAUAAAUUUGCAGAAACUUACUGUUAGCUUCAAUGAGCUGGUGCAUCUCGAUGAUCUUUCACAUCUGGUACACCUAGAGUAUGUGGAUGUCAGCCACAACCAUUUGGUGUCAUUGGAUGGAUUCAAAGGAAUGGAAAAGUUGAAAUAUUUGGAUUUGAGUUGGAACCAGCUAACUUCCCUCAAAGAAGAAAUAGGAAUCCUCCGUAAACAUUCAUCAGGUCUUGUUUCACUCAAUCUCAAGCACAAUCCAUGGCAAAAGCCUGGAUUUUCACGUGUGACAGUUCUUGAGCAGUUAAAGUCUCUGACUUGUUUGAAUGGAGAGGCUGUUACAGAUGAUGAACCUGCAGUAUUCACUCGUAUGACUGCUGGACCGAGGAUUACACAGGUUUUAUUACUAAUAAAUUCGAGAACUGACAAAGUACAGCCUCGUUAUCUCAAUUUAAUGUCCUGUGCCCAGAUGCUGACUAAAUUCAGCAAAUGCAAACCUAAUCCAUCCCUUGAACAAAACUCAAGCUGGUUAGCCAAGAUCUCAACAGUAAAUUUAGAUGGACAGAAUAUUUCACGGAUUACAAAUCUAGAGAGGCUGGUGAAUUUGCGUUGGGCUUCCUUUAACAGCAACAUAAUCCGUAAAAUUGAAGGCUUGGAUCGCUGCCUCCAUCUUGAGGAACUUUCUUUGGAAAAUAAUUGCAUUACUAAACUUGAAGGAAUUUCGAAACUGGGAAUGCUAACUCGCCUGAACCUUGGGAAUAAUCAGUUGAGUAAUUUAGAAGAUAGUGGUCUGGAUAGACUACCCUACCUCCAUCACCUAUCGAUGGAAAACAACCAGAUUUGUUCAUUACGCUGUUUUCGCAAAGUCAACUCCAUAAUAGAGCUUUAUUUGGCCAACAACCAGAUAAAUAACAACUGUGAGAUCUACUACUUGAAGGGAAUGGAAAACCUUGUCAUAUUGGACUUGUAUCGAAACCCAUUGGUCAAUACACAGGAGAAUUACCGUCUCUUUAUCAUCUACCAUCUACCUGCUCUGAAGGCUCUUGAUGGACAAGCAGUGGAAUCAACAGAAUGCGAAAAUGCAAAAGAUGUGUUUGGAGGUAGACUCACGUCUGACAUGAUUGCAGAGAAACUGGGAUAUUCAAAUGUCUCAGAGCUCUUGAAGCUGGAGUUACCAGAUUAUGCAAUCAGAACUGUAGAUCUUGGACCUCCAAAGAAAUUUGAACAUUUACAGAGAAUCAAUUUGGAGCGAAAUAACCUCACAUCCUUCAGUGGCCUUAUCUUUCUCCCUACUGUCAAAGUUCUUCAUUUAAACUACAACCACAUUGAGUCCAUCUUCCCAAGACAAAAGUCUCAACUUCACUUGACUAAUAGACAACUUCUCCAGCAGAAAGUGACUUCCAGUGGUUAUGGACAGCAAACCAAGGGCAUCAGAGAUGUUGGGGUUUAUGGGCUACUUCCUCCAGUAAUGGAAAGUUUAGAAGUGCUUCAUUUAGCCUACAAUGGCAUUUCUAACCUGGCUCAACUGGAGCUGAGCAGACUCACAAAUCUGAGAACAUUGUUUUUGCAAGGCAACAAUAUCACUCAGAUCGAAGGCCUUGAUGGCUUACGGUACCUUGUUGAACUAAUGUUAAGUCAAAAUCGAAUCAAAAUGAUCAACGCAAACUCUUUCUGGAGCCAAGGUGCUCUUGUUGAGCUCCAUCUAGAGGAAAAUAGGAUUCGCGAACUUAAUUACUUGAAUCCAUUGGUGAAACUACAGCGACUCUUUCUUGGUGCAAAUAAAGUUCAGGACAUAUUUUCACUGGAAAAACUUGAUGGACUCUCAAAUUUGACAGAGCUUUCUAUGAUUGACAAUCCUGUAACUCGUAAAAUAUUAUAUCGCCCAUUCCUACUGUUUCGAUUGCCCAGGUUACAACUGUUGGAUGGUUUAGCAGUCACUUAUGAGGAGAGAGAAAGAUCUGAACUUCAACUUUGUGAACAGAAUAUCUUAACCACAAGUUCCCCUAUGGAAAUGACAUUGCCCGGGCUUGUAGCACAGCUGGCAAGACCCAGCCCUUUGCGCGUGACCAAUGUUACGCUACAAGGAGGAGUGCAGCAUUUAAUAGGACAGGAGUUCAAUGUUCAACAUACCUUUGGGGACUCAAUUUCACAGGAAACAGCUAAAAAUAAGAAGUACAAGCACCUGGCUGCUAACCUGGUCUCUAAUAUUCGGGCUGCACAUUCAGAAAAUACCCUCAGACAGAUUAAAAGUGGAACAAACUAUCAACCUUCCUCUUUCACACAGCAGCAAGGUGGAGUUUCUCGUAAUAUGCACACUUUCAAUCACACCCAAGAACAAGAUGGAAGAUGCUGGCAGCCUGAUCGGUCAGUGCCAACAGGCUAUUCGACUGGGACAGGAAGCGUCAGUGCUGAGCCUGAUCAUGACCUAUGAAUACAGAGACGAGAGCAGUGAUGGCCAA
Callorhinchus milii (elephant shark) is the source of this 4783-nucleotide messenger RNA. It is a transcript of the gene lrrc9, whose product is annotated as leucine rich repeat containing 9. NCBI's taxonomy places the organism in Eukaryota, Metazoa, Chordata, Chondrichthyes, Chimaeriformes, Callorhinchidae. The record is from RefSeq and is a predicted model, not a curated record. The transcript has 34 exons. Gene Ontology annotation, molecular function: protein binding. Bases 139 to 4755 code for a protein of 1538 amino acids.